AUGGUUAUGGCACCUUCCGCGAUCGCCAUUGACGACAAGGAAACCACCGUUUUGAACGACAGUAAAGUCGAACUCAUCGACAACAAUCAUGGCGUCGAAUCCGAUGUGACUGGCUUUGCCUCCAAGGCACUCAUCCAAAAGGUCCUCAAGGAGCAGAUUGCCCGGGUCGACGUCGACACCUGCGAGCCGGGCGAAGAAGAUGCCUUUUAUGUGGCGGAUCUAGGAGAAGUGUACCGCCAGCACCUCCGCUGGAAGCUCAAUCUCGGUCGAGUCAAGCCCUUUUACGCCGUCAAAUGCAACCCGGACCGCGAAGUGCUGCGCCUGUUGGCGAAAAUGGGCACCGGCUUCGACUGUGCGUCCCGGGCCGAAAUCGACCUGGUGCUCGGCUUGGGCGUGCCUCCCAGCCGCAUCAUCUAUGCCCAACCGUGCAAGACCAAGUCGUACUUGCGGUAUGCUCGCAAAGUCGGCGUGGCCCAGAUGACCUUUGACAACAUGGACGAACUACGCAAAAUCAAGGACUGCUAUCCCGAUGCCGAAUUGGUCCUCCGCAUCCUGACCGACGACUCGGCGAGUCUUUGCCGGUUCAGUGCGAAAUACGGCGCCAGCUUGGACGACGCGGCCGAGUUGCUGCGUCUGGCCCAGGAACUCGAGUUGAACAUCGUCGGGGUCAGUUUCCAUGUGGGCUCGGGAGCGAGUGACCCGUGCUCUUUCGGGAAGGCGGUGCAGGAUGCCCGCUACGUGUUUGACCAGGCGGCCGAGCUAGGCUACGACCUCAAAUUGCUCGACGUUGGGGGCGGGUUUGUCGACGAAACGUUUGAACUAUUCGCGGCGAAUUUGAAUGAGGCGCUGGAGGAGCAUUUCCCGCACGGCGUAAGCAUCAUCGCCGAGCCCGGUCGAUACUACGCCGCCACUGCCUUCACUCUGGCCGCGCAUGUCAUUGCCCGACGAGAAGUGUUGGUGGAUCGGGAUGGGGGGAAAGGAUACAUGCUCUACUUGAACGACGGGGUGUACGGCAAUUUCUCCAACAUCAUCUUCGACCACCAGCAUCCCGUGCCGCAGGUGCUAUCGACCGCGGCCACAGCCGGCAGCGACAAGCUGGUCGAAUACUCGAUCUGGGGACCGACAUGCGAUGGAAUCGACGUCAUCGCCGACCGCUACUUUUUGCCCGGCGUCCUCGACAUCGGUGACUGGUUGUUCUUCGAGAACAUGGGAGCGUACACCAAGUGCUCGGCCACGCGGUUCAACGGAUUCAAGGAUGAUCAUGAGGUCAUUUACAUUUCCAGCGAGCCUGGGGCGUCAGCACUUCUCGGAUAUUGA
Molecule: messenger RNA, 1317 nt
Organism: Capronia epimyces CBS 606.96
Lineage: Eukaryota; Fungi; Ascomycota; Eurotiomycetes; Chaetothyriales; Herpotrichiellaceae
Product: ornithine decarboxylase
Exons: 1
Coding region: 1-1317 (438 amino acids)
Cellular component (GO): cytoplasm
Molecular function (GO): ornithine decarboxylase activity
Source: RefSeq, a predicted model, not a curated record